AUAAGAGAAACUUUUCAAGAUGGACGUGAUGAUGGUUGGAAUUCUUGCGCUUGCUAUGUUGCCAAAUCGUUAGAAUUUCCCGUAUUUAACGUGAUAAUUGUCAGAUAUUUCCCGUGAACCUUUCGUGGAAAUGUUUUAGCUAAAUAUAUUAGUUUGAUAUUCUUCAUUUGGUCCUUCAGAAGAUACAUGUAAGGAAGAAAUUUGCAUUGCUGGAGACCUGAUAUUUAAGUGUUUUAAAACAAAAUGCCGGUCAAGUUGGAAACGACAGAUCAAGAGUUGGAGAAUGUCUUGAUGAGAAAGACACAUGGGCAGCCCUACUUCAAUGACAUCAGGGACUUCCUUCAAGAAGGUGAGAAGUGCCCAGUACCACAACGAUGCAGCGUGGAGAUGAUGAAGAAGAUUGCAGCGGUGCUACAAGAGGAGCUUGGAAAGAAGCAGUUCCGAGACGCUAGUGCCAUAGUCUCAGCAAUCCAGUAUGCCGCACGCUUCCAAGAUAAUCCCUUAGGGCUCCCCGUACUCCUGGCAAAUGGUUUGAUUGAUCUCCUUGCCUAUGCGUUUGAUCAGACCGGGAAGUUUGUAGCCCACUCGGAUUGCUCUGAAGAUUGUCCAGCAGCAGACUCACUCAUGGAGGUGAUUCUACUGACAGUCAAUGAUGUUGCAGAUUUCAAUGAGGAUGCUAAGAAGGAAGCAGUUGGUAUGUUCACGGGGAUGCUCAUGCUGUUUGUUGUCCACAAGGAGAAAAAGUUUCAUUUGCGCAUGGAGGCAAUCCGCACCCUGAAUCUACUCUUGGAAGGGUGUGGGGAUGAGGUCAUCAAGGUGAUCCGGGAUUUUCCACCAAGUCUGAAACAGAUGAGUUUGAUGGCGGAUCUGCUGACCACUGCCGGUGACAUUGAGAUGCAAAUAGCUUGCACUGAAACCCUGGCCAGACUGGUCAAGCGAUCGGACAAGGACAACUACAAUCUGAUUCAAGACUGGUUCUGUGACCAAGACUUUGCCGCAGGUUUCAUGAAGAUCAAAGAUGAUACAUUUGAAACGGACUGUCGCAAAUUCCUGAACAACAUGAAUGAUAAUCUUGGAAGCAAACAGAGUGUGUUCUCUUUUCCCUGCAUCAGUGCACAUCUGGGCUCCUUGAAGCUGAGUUGCCCCACGGAUGUUAACCUGAAGGAUUUCUGGGUUGACUUCAACACAGUCAGCCAGAGAAUCACCCUGUAUGUGGCUGACGAACCACAAGAGGAGAAUGACGAAGGUGGCAUGUGGGAGACUGUUACAAUUCACAACAGAGUAGUGGAGAAGUUUCGUCUGUCAGAGAGGGGGGAUCAACAGGCCUUGUUAAUCAACCUGAACAUACCAGCCUCGGAGCUUCUAGGCUUCUGCCACUCCGAUGACAAAUACGUACAGAUUCUCUUUGAUGCCAAGCUGGGUAUCUUAAAUACCACCGUCGCUGUCUUUGGUCAAGACAAGAUGGGGCAUUCUAAGCACAAGACUUCAGUGAGCCAGAUCAACAUUCAGGUGCACAUCGAUGGAAACAGCAGCAGCCCUGGUCCUCCCAGGAACAUCCGGUCAGCUGAUGAGAGCAGUGACUGUGUCUCCAUACAGAGUGCUAAUAUCUACGGUCUGGGUGGGGAUAAUGACGAACCACCGGGGCAGAAGACAUCCAGAUCUGAAGUACCAACUAAGCGUAAGGUUUCAGUUGCGCACAGUCCAAUGUGGACUCCAACCAUGGCCAAGAGGAUGGCUGCCCAGGGUUCCUCUGUAUGUAGUGGCUCCAGAUCAGCGUCAUCAUUAGCAUCUCACAAAUCAGGGGUUUCUGUCAAGCCACUGCACAAAAAAUCAGAUUUUACCCAACCAAAAACACCAGUCAGACCCAACUCGUCAUCAACAAAGAGAGUCAAGACACCGCUCCAGAUUGUCAUCUCAGACAAAGCUACAGACAGCGCCAACGAGUCGGUUGCCAGUUGUCGAUCCAUUGGCAAGAAGUCAUCCAUAUCAUCUGGUAUCAGCAUUAGCUCCUGUGGCACCCCUACCAGGCUCCGACAGAAGCUCCAGCAAGAAGCUUCUAAGAAGCCUCAUCUGAUGGAGCUCUCUGGCUUCCAAGAUGCUGAGCCAGACACAGGGAGCAGAUCCGAUCCUGGACCUGCUUCUAGUAAGAGCAUCCCUCAGGCAGUGACACAAAAUGGCUACCAUGGUCAAAGCGAUGGGCAAAGAUCCGAUCCAGGACCCGUUUCAAGCGGAGAGAGUCCACCUCAACAGAGACGACAGCUCAGGAAUCGGAUCAAUAAAGCAGCUCCUCCAAAGGCCAGCAGUGCUAUGAAGCAUCAAGAGCCGCAAGGAAACAGUGUUGAACACCAGGGGGAGGAGCAAGUUUCUUCUGGAGGAGAAAAAGAUUCCAAGACAAAGAAGCCCUCAAGGAAGUUCAGAUUGUAUAGCGACAAUGGAGGUAUGCUGAUGGAGAACAAGCAAGGCGAGCAAGAUGCUUUAGAAACAGAUGUUGUGAUCCCCAGCUCCAUUCCCACACAGGAGAGUGUAGUGGACAUUAUUCCAGACUCACUUCCUCCCUCUGGACAGCUUCAGUCUAACAUAACAGCAGCACGCACUGCUGUUCCCUCAAGGAUCCAGUUGAAAGAGGAAGAGCAAGAGACUGAUAUUAAGAAGACCAAGGCCGCUGAUAGUAAAGCCUCUGUCCCUAAGACAUCCAAACCACUGCCUCCUUCUAGGGCAUUCCGUAAGGUUCCCCCUCUCACACCUCAAUCAAGUCAGGAGCUCUCCCAGUUGGACUUCACCUCCCAGAUGGAAGCCCAUCCAAAAAGGGGCAGACCAAAGAAGGGGGUAGACAAGGUGAAGAAGCAGCCCAAGAAGAGAGGAGGCAAGUCAGUAAAGGAGAGGCCUGCUGCAGAAGAACCUAAACCGAGGGCAAGAAGUCAGCGUGCCGCAGCUAAGGCAGCUCAGGGAGAAAUACAAAAACUGAGCCAAUCCUUUGAUGAUUCCUCGGAGGCAAGUUCUGAUCCGGACUCAGCCCAGGAACCCAUCAAUCCUGCCAAGAGGUCAGUGCCUGCCAAAGAGAAAGGCUUGCUUCAGAAGUCAACUCCGGACACAAUUGAUCUCUCUGUUUAUGACUUUGCAGACUCUGAGAGUUGUGCGAGUGUCGGCCUCAAGCCACGUAUCAGGAAGAAGCGGUCUCCUAUGGCAAAGGCAGCCAAAAAUACUCAAGCUAAGAGAAAGGUCCCUGCCAAGCAUGUCGUACCAAGCAAAAAGUCACUAAGCCCAGUUCUGUCAGACACGGAACAACCCAGGGUGGCAUCAAAUCGUAAAUAUCGAAAUCCCUCGGACAGGCUAGUCCAAAGUCCCAAAGAGCCCUCCGAUACUGGCGAUGACAAACUAAAUGAUGCAGGCAGGCGGUACACGAGGAGAAAUACCAACAAGCCGCCUCCAAGUCCAGAAGAGCUUUCAGAUAUUGAACAACCCCGAGAUGCGGCACCGAUGACAUCCAGCCCCCAAAAUAUGCAACUGUCUUCAUCAGUAGCCAACAUUGACCAAUACUCUGACGAGGAUGUGCAAAGCUUUGUAGAGAGUCUCACCGGCACACAGAGGCAGUUCCUGGAGAGAAAAAUCCCAAGAAGGGGGGCUGCAGAAGCAUUUAGUGAGCUGCUGUUGGAAAACAGAAAGAACAGACAGGACAACAGUGGACAAAAGGCAAAUAGGCAGAGAACUCAGUCCGGGCCACGAAUGGAACAGCCAAGCAAUACAUCCCCUGAAGCAUCCACUGACAGGGAGAAAAGGAUGAAAGCAUCCUACAAGGAGCAGACAAGCAGCCGUAAGAUGCCACCAAGAAGCAAGAGAAACUUUGGAGUGGAGAUUGUAGAAGUUGAGUCUGAGGAGGUCGCCAAUCGAGAGGACCCUGUCAUAGUCUCUAGUGACGACCACGAUGCCACAGAUAAUGUGUCGGUGGAAAACUUCAGCAAAGUUUGUGAGAACAUUGUUAAGAAGUCUGGAAGAAGACUAGGAGCAACACGGUCGAACAUCAACUAUCAAAACAAGGCCAGAGAAGCCGAGUCCAAUGAUGAAGUUGAGAAAACCCAACAGGAGCGUGAAAACUCUGGAGCGAUCUCUCCGGAGCCACUGCCUCAUUCCAGCAAGAAACGAACAGAGUCUGACGCAGUAAGCGAAAGAAGCUGGCUGGCUGAGAAACCCAAACAGAAGGUGACUACUUACUCCAAGACCCAAAGCAAGACAUGGGUGCCUCAGCCCUACAUGGUAAACCCAGAGACAACCUUCAAGAAGCAACCCAGACAGAGAAGGGAAAAACUGAAAAGGAAGCAGAGAGGGCCACCGGCUGUACAAAGGAAAAAGCAAAAGAAGCCAACACCCAGAGAUUCCCAGGACUCGGAUGUGGAGGGUCUAGGCGCGUGCAUGUACUACUACCAGAAGGGUGACUCCAGCUUCUCUGACAGUCAGCCAGGGCUCCAAUCACCAGAUCAGAGCCUGUUGAACAAGUCUCAAAGGAGCAACAAGACUGUCAAGUCUGCACCCCAGAUCGCCAGCACACCUCGCUCACUGCAAUCUUCAGAAGAAGACAAGGAAUCCAGCAUCGAGAUUGCCCGAGAUGUCGACAACACACUUGAAUAUGAGGACCCAUUCCCUAUCACUCCUUUAGUCUUGGUGGAUGACAUUAGGGCUGAUCUUCUGCCUGAUUUGGUUACCCCAAAAUCCUUGACGAUCCCCUCCAUUUCCAGCAGGUGCUCAAGCUCCUCAGGGAAAACACCGAAGCAAGUCACUUUUGACUCUAACCCAGAUUAUGCGGAGGAUUCGACACCAGAAGUACAUCAAGAUGAGCCAGUAAAGUCAGGUCCUUCCUCCUUGGUCCGUCCCACCACCUCAACUCUGAAGCGUAAGUAUGGUGAUCUCUUCAACGACGAUGAAGGAGAUGAAAGUCAAGAAGACAUUGAACAAGAUGUAGAUGUCAUCUCAGAUAAUGAUAAUGAGGUACACCCAAGUGUAUCAGCGCAGCACAACAGUCAAGGAUCCCUGAGACCCAAGAAGCUCUUCAAGGGAGCUGUCAGCAGCCCAACUUUGCCCCUAGAGGAGGAUGCAGAGAACAGUGACGAUAACAGCAAUGACGCCCUCCUCUCGUCGCCUCAGUCCCAUAGUAGUUUGCAAAUGCAAAUUAAACAGAUGAUGAAUGCCAUCAGCCAGAAAAUGAAACGGAAAAUGCAGACAAAGCAAUCGCAAGCCCGUCAGCUGACGGACGGAGCAGUGAGGACAACGCAGACACGAGUGUCUAAACUCUGGUCCCAGCAGCAUCAAGCAAGGAGCAACGCUCAGGAGGAGUUCAAGAACUGUCUUCUGGAACAGAUUGUAUCCUUGGAGGAUGAGCUUGGGCACCUUAAGACUGCCUAUAGUAAGCUGCAAAGUAUUCUGGAGCAGCACUGUCGCAAGACCAGCUCUACGUUGCUGACACAUGUGGAUCGAAUGAAGUCACUACACAACGAGCACGAGGCAGAGUCCAGAGAGUUGAACAACCAGCUGGGCAGACACCUGCUGCACAACGUCCGGCAGAUACUGAGUCAGCAGAUGGUCAACAUGCAGAAACAAGUCAUUCAAGACACGCAACAAGAUGAACUUGAACAAAUGAAGAAACGACUGCAAACCAUGUUCAAGUUUUAAAAGUAAAGGUAAUCAUAAAGUCCAACCAAUUCAGGAGAAAUAUAGUCGGCCAAAAUAAGUGAUGACGUAGAUAUUUGGUGAAAAAAAAAAAAUUUAAGUCAUGAAUUUUGCAUUUUUUAGAAAUACAAUUUGCCUUGUUUUAAUUACGUUUUUUCUGAUAGAGCUUGUUUUUUCUUGAAAAAUUUACAAAACUAUUGAAUUUCUGUAUUUCAAGUUGGAUUUUAGCUGAAACGAUUAACAAAAAAUUGAUCACUGAAUGAAUUAAUGUUGAGUUGAGUAACUACUUGAUUUAAAUCGGACAAAACCUAACAAGACUUUGGUAUUAUUAAUGUUUCCAGAAACUGUUCCUUAAUAAGGUAAUAGGUUUAUUUGUUGUUCAUAAAGCAUAGUUUGCUGUUCAAUGCCAAUAUUGUAAGCACAUUUAACAUAGUUUAUGAAUUUCGUUUAAAUGGUUUAAAGAAAAGAUUGAGCCAGUAACAGUACGCACAUGCGGUGUCCCGUCCAAGGGGGUCUCAAAAGCGCCUUCUUUUGUUGCCCCACGGAGCCCAUACAGUGGUCAUGUCUGGAUAUUUGUUUUGAUUUUGUCGAAGUCUUUUACAUAAUCACAGGUAGACAUAAUGAAGUUUGGAAAGUAUUAGAACCAAGUUUGAAGAUAUGAUGUAAAUAUUGCCAAAUUUAGUGUUCUUAAUUUAUAAGAAGUUCUCAAAUAUUACGAAAGAGUAGAUACAACAAAUCUUAAGACAUAUUCUUGGAAAUUUACAGUUUUCCCUAAAGACUGUUUGACUUUACAAUCCUGUUCUGAGUGUUAUAAUUUAUGGAAUUAAAUUUUGAUUAAGUUUGAUGCGUACAUUUUGAGUUUUCAAAUUAAAAGAAUUUGUCAACUGUCAACUGGAAAUGUUGUGAAAA
This is a messenger RNA of Patiria miniata (bat star), 6567 nucleotides long. RefSeq lists its product as uncharacterized. Lineage: Eukaryota; Metazoa; Echinodermata; Asteroidea; Valvatida; Asterinidae. The record is from RefSeq and is a predicted model, not a curated record. The transcript has 31 exons. The coding region runs from base 244 to 5661 and encodes 1805 amino acids.